This is a messenger RNA of Hylaeus volcanicus, 1608 nucleotides long. RefSeq lists its product as uncharacterized. Gene Ontology annotation, molecular function: nucleic acid binding. NCBI's taxonomy places the organism in Eukaryota, Metazoa, Arthropoda, Insecta, Hymenoptera, Colletidae. The transcript has 7 exons. The coding region runs from base 20 to 1423 and encodes 467 amino acids. The record is from RefSeq and is a predicted model, not a curated record.
UAAAAGAGGAAUUUAUUGAAUGAGCAAUUUAUCUGAAAACAAUGCAUCAGGAUGGUGUCAAUGGCCUGGUGCUGUUGAUUUAUCACGUGUGAAUCGAACAUUACCCACUUCUCUUCAACAAGAUUCGAACAAUUCACGCGUUACACGUCGCGGUUCUUUUCGAAAUUUUUCAAAUAUGAAAAUGUUUCGAGGUAUGCAAACGGAACCCAACGUUUGUUUCCAAAAAAAAGUUCGAAUUCUUUUUACGUGGAAGCCUCCAGCUUUAUCUGCGUCGGAAGUAGAGAAUUCGUCGAAUGAACAAGACAAGCAUGACCUGAAUUUGAAUAAAAAUGAGUUUUCAAAUGUCGUUUUACUUUACGGUGUUCCCUGGUGGAUGACAGACUGUGAUGUGAGAGAACUAGCAUCAGUGUACGGGCACGUGAGAGCCGUUCGGGUCUUAGGUGAUUUUUUAACGGGGGCAUCGACUGGUUUAGCUUUAUUUGAAUACACAAAAAAAAAUUCUUUUAAAAAUUUAAUUGCUGAUCAAGGAUUAAGGUUGAAAUCUUUUGGCGAUACAAGUCUUUGUAACAUUCAAUUCCAUAUUCUCACGACAAAAUUUCUUACCGAUAUUCUGAGUGUAUCAAAAGACGAAUCUUCGCACUGGUCGUUUGGAACUUUUUUCGAUUCGAAAGUGUAUGAAGCCUUAAACAGUUUAGUACAAGGUAGUCAAGACACCGCGUUUAAUGUUAAUGAGACGAUGGACCACACACUGGAAAGAGAGAAGGUUUGCAUUAAGGAAGAAAAACGACCGUUGGUGAAAACUUGUCAUUCUCCAGUGGUUGUUCAAGCGCAACAAAAAAUUCAGCCUUUAUGCAAACAUAUUGCUGUCCAAACAGAGAUUUAUUUAACCCAAAUGCCGGCUUCCUCAGACCAGUGCAAAGAAAAAAAUCAAGAGAUUAACAAGAAAGCAAAAUUUAUGUUUCCCUUUGCUGCAGCAGCGGUCGUCGCUCGGGUGUUGCGGGAUGAAUUAAGUGAAAACAGUUUAUCGAACAGAAAUUCUUAUGCGAAUAAUUCCUGUUUCGAUUCUUCAAAACAUAACAAUGAAGAUACUUUUGAUGAAGAGAUGUUGGAUAGAAUCGAUAAAACCAAAAUUCCAUUUUGGGGAGCUCCUUUGAAUGCAAUGAUUCGUUUACCUGCACCGAUGCCUUCCGCUUCUUCAGAGGUCAUGAGCUCGACGGAUGCUAUUUAUAAAAUGUAUCCGGAGGCUUCUAUGAGACCAAGACAUGGUAUGAAUCCAGAAGGCUUUCCUGUGUGGGGACCGUAUGCACCUGGAGUACCAACGUUACUUGAUGUUCAGCCCGCUACGCCGUUUCCUAUGCCUAUGAACCCAUGUCCCUAUGUUUCCCCAGAUAAUGGCUCAGCACAUUACCCUCCUUACAUGUAGUCAAGAAACAGUACCUACUUGAGUAAACUGAAUUGACGACAAUUGUGUCUUACUAAGAUGUCUCCUUUUUUCUUUUUAAACUAGUUAAAAAAAUUGUUAAUGAUCAAUAUUUUAUAAAGCGAUUCUGUAUGAAUGAACAUGAUAACAUAUUAAAGAACAUUGGAUUUCAAUAUGUCACCAAAAGA